AUGGCUUCUGAAUCCGAGGAGAAUAUCACCAGCAAUGGGGCGGUAGCUGAGGAGGUCGAUGCCUCCGGCGAAAACGCAGUAACAUCUCAUACGAACGGAGCAAUGGAUGAGGCCAGCUUUCUUCGCAAUAUCACAGCGGACAUUAGAGAUCAGGAUGAUUUGGAGCGCGAUAUCACGGCACAAGCAAAUGUUGCCUUAAUGGAGGCCGAUGACAAGAGAGAUCAGCAGCGUAUCGAGAAGCUGGAAUCCACCAAAGCAAAUCUCGAGACUCAGAGGACCAAAGAGCGACAGAAUUUAGAGAAGGAGCGCCGCAAUCCAUACAAGUCUCGCAAAAUACAGACGCAAAUCGAUAAACUCGAUCUUGAGAUCGAGCGCGUUACAAACGACAUUUCUGAUUUCCAAGCCCGGAUAGAGAAGAGACGCGAGGAGGCAGCAACCGCGGUUGAUGAGACUGCUAAGAGCAAGUCUAGAAGGCUGCCCGGCGAAACCAACCGAGAGUACCUUGUUCGCACAGGCAAGAUCACACCAUUCUCCAAUAUUGGCGGAGAGCGACCUCCUGGGUUCGAAGGCGACUUAGCCGAUGCUCUUGUGGAAGCUGAGGAGGAUGCGGCGGAGGAGAACUUCCAGAGUGAUGAGGAGGAGCCAAAGUCCCACCAGGUUUUACGCAUGCCUGGUUUCGCUGAAGAGCCUGAACUCAAGCCCACACCGUCAAGAGCUGCCACGAGCACUGCUGAGAGCGAAUUCUCUCUGCGACCCAGAAAGAAACGCAAGGUACAACAGGACGCUUCGGAUGAUGAUUUCGAACCGGAGGUCGCAGAGUCGCCAGAAAGCCAGUAUGCCUUGGACACUAGUGAAGAGGAGGCAACAGGUCGGAAGAGGAAGAAAGGCGCAUCGAAGAAGAAAGCAACCCCGGCAACGGGAGAAAACGUUGUGGACUUGACCGGCGUGGAUGACGGCAACGAGGCCAAGUACAAGGCUCGACUUGCAGAUUGGGUCAAGAGACGCAGUCGGGCUCGCCGUCGACGCGCAGAGGCUGACGGCGUGACGCUGGCGGAAGACGAAGAGGAGGAGUGGUUCAAGCCAUCGCCUGAUCAUCCUGAUCAUGUCUUCGGAAAUGGUCUCAAAUUGCCAGGUGAUAUUCACCCGUCGCUAUUUGCAUACCAGAAAACUGGCGUUCACUGGCUCGCAGAGCUAUAUGAACAAGGAGUCGGCGGUAUCAUCGGAGACGAAAUGGGACUGGGCAAGACAGUGCAAGCCAUCGCCAUUGUUGCAGCACUCCAUUACAGCAAGAAGCUCGACAAACCCGUCAUUGUGGUUGUGCCCGCGACGGUCAUGAAGCAAUGGGUCAAUGAGUUUCACCGAUGGUGGCCACCACUGAGGGUAUCUAUUCUGCAUUCGUCAGGCAGUGGCAUGAUGAAUCAACGCGAGGAUGACUCUGACAUUGAUGAUGAUCUCGUCGGCGGAAGCAAGAAUCGGGCUGCUGCCCGGAGAGUCGUCAAUCGUGUGGUCAAGCACGGGCAUGUCCUCGUGACAACAUACGCUGGCCUGCAAUCAUACAACGAAGAGCUCCUGUCCCAUUCAUGGGGCUAUGCGAUUCUCGACGAAGGUCACAAAAUCCGCAACCCCAAUGCAGAUAUCACAGUUGCAUGCAAGCACUUGAACACCGCCAACAGGCUCAUUCUCUCCGGAACUCCGAUCCAGAACAAUCUGACCGAGCUGUGGUCACUGUUCGACUUCAUCUUCCCGAUGCGACUAGGUACGCUGGUGAGCUUCAGGACGCAAUUCGAGUUGCCCAUUAAACAGGGUGGCUACGCGAAUGCGACCAACCUUCAGGUCAUGACAGCUGAAAAAUGCGCCGCGACUCUGAAGGACACGAUCAGCCAGUAUCUGCUGCAGCGACUCAAGAUUGACGUGGCAUCAGAUCUUCCAGAGAAGACGGAGCAGGUUCUUUUCUGCAAAUUGACACAGACUCAAUUGACUGCAUACGAAAGGUUUCUACGCUCUGAUGCUGUUGGGCAGAUCGUGACGAAGAAGCGGCCGGCCCUCUACGGAAUCGACAUUUUGCGCAAGAUCUGUAACCACCCUGAUCUUCUUGACGAGCGGUUGAAAAAAGACGAAAAGUACAACUGGGGAGAUCCUCAGAAGUCAGGGAAAAUGCAGAUGGUCAACGAGCUUUUGCCGAUGUGGAAGAGCUUCGGUCACAAGACGUUGCUGUUCUCUCAAACCAAGCUCAUGCUCAACAUUCUCGAGAAGUUUAUCGGCAAGAUGGAUGGUGUCAGCUACCUCCGUAUGGACGGUGAUACGCCUAUUGAGCAGAGGCAGGCUCUCAUCGACCGCUUCAACCAUGACCCAUCGGUUGACGUGUUUUUGUUGACCACAAGAACUGGAGGCCUCGGCAUUAACCUGACAGGGGCUACUCGCAUCAUCAUCUACGAUCCGGACUGGAACCCGUCUACUGAUAUGCAAGCCCGUGAGAGGGCUUGGCGGUUGGGUCAGACCAAGCCAGUGUCCAUCUAUCGGUUGAUGACCUCAGGCUCCAUCGAAGAGAAGAUAUACCACCGCCAGAUCUUCAAGCAGUUCAUGACCAAUAAGGUGUUGAAGGACCCCAAACAACGAGCCAACUUCGACUUAUCAGACCUCUAUGAUCUCUUCAGUUUCGGCGAAACUGGCCAUAGCAUGGCUAGCGCUGAUAGAAGCAAGCUUUUUGAGGGAGCUGAAGUCAAGUUCAACAAACAGGAAGCUCAGCAUGAUAAGCAUGAUAAGCCCUCCAAGGAUGCUGUGCCUAUCUCAUCCCUUGGAGCGAAGGCUGAUGAUGAAGUCAACAGCGUGAGAAAGCUGUCUGGCGUUGUUGCUGUGGAGGAGUUCCAGGAAGACAAAGGAGUUCACGACGAAAAGCGCAUGACAGAGAACCUCUUUGCUCGGUCGGUUGAUAGCGCCUAUGAGCAUGAUCAAAUCAUGAACGGCAAGAAACCACAGGCAGACAAAGCCAUGAAUCAGUAUGAGGCCAACAGAGUUGCCGCCCAAGCAGCAGCCCACCUUCGUCGAGCUGGUGAGGAAGCUCGCAAUGUGCCAAUUGGUACUGUUACUUGGACUGGCGAGGUUGGUGAUGGAGGUCGCCCUGGUGCCAAUAGACGUCGUGGUGGACCGAGUUCAUCAGGAGUGUUGUCAGGUCUGGCUCAUCGACAAGGGCUGAGCCAGCCCACCAGCGGAGCCAGCUCACGAUCAGCGACCCCUGGUUCAGACAAGAAUUUACGAGAGAAGGACUUCAUGCUCCUCAUCCAGACGUUCAUUAAGCGCCAGGGAGGAAAGGUGCCCAGCAAGAUGCUGGUGGACCACUUCAACCCCUACUGUCAAACGCCACGACAGAGUCAGGAGUUCAAGUCUGCGUUGGACAAGGUGGCUAACCUGAGCAAGGCCAGCACGGGUAGCACUGGUAGGGGCAUUUGGUCGCUGAAGCCUGGCUUCAAAUAG
Molecule: messenger RNA, 3471 nt
Organism: Colletotrichum karsti
Lineage: Eukaryota; Fungi; Ascomycota; Sordariomycetes; Glomerellales; Glomerellaceae
Product: DNA repair protein rhp26
Exons: 2
Coding region: 1-3471 (1156 amino acids)
Biological process (GO): transcription-coupled nucleotide-excision repair
Cellular component (GO): nucleus
Molecular function (GO): ATP-dependent chromatin remodeler activity; ATP binding
Source: RefSeq, a predicted model, not a curated record